AUGCCAGUAGGAUCCAACCUCCCCUUGAAAUCCAUCAUACUCCGAUACCCACCUUCAACCAUCGAAGAAUCAGAAGAGAGCUAUCAGUUACUCGAGCUCCCACCAGAAAUCAUAAAAGCUGUUGAAGCUUCCAAGGGAAAAGACAAAGAGAGUAUCUUUCCACUGACAAUCAAAGGUAAACCUUCAGACGACGCUGUACUGUGUACACCCAAUUCAACAUUCCAAUUACGUACUGUUGGAAUAUCAAAUUCAGUCUUGGUUUGUCGAUCUCCUUCGUCUUCAACAGAAGCACCAAAGAAAGAUACAUUACAAAUCCGAGAUACAUGCCAUGAGAUUCUCGAGUGCGUUGCUAUAUCACCUAAUCUGGAGAGGAUACGGACCAUCCUCAAAGAUUCAGCUUGGAAGGGUAUCAAUUCAUCUACCAAUAAUAAUCUAGGUAAGAGGAAAAGAGCUGAUCAGGAGAAAAAAGUGAAAAAAUGGACAAGAGAUCAAUUGAGUAGUGUGAUUCAGUGUAGUGAAGAGGAACUUGAGAAGGGUCUAAAGGAGAGGAAUGUGAUUGAAGUUAAUGGUAAAAUGUUAUUACUACCACCAAAAGAAUUGAAAGAACUCUUAUCGAUCGUACUUUCCCUUCUGACUAUCCAUUCCCUUGAUCCCACCAAUUCAAAUAUCGCAUUAUCUCAACCUAUACUAGAAGCUUUACAGGAUGAUCAUGAUGUGGAUACGUCCAUAUCCACGGAAGUACUCAAAUUAUUUGGUACAUUACCGAAUGAAGAUGGAGCAGAAGAAGAGACGUGGAAAGCGGAUAUCAAAAGGAUAAUAAGAGAGAUAGGUACUGGGUUAUUGAUAGGUGUUAAAGAUAAGAAAUUGGACGAGUAUGAACAUGAGUGGAGGAAUGAGGUAGGGGAAGAAUGGGGAGAUGAGAUUGAUAUUAAACUAUUAGAGGGAGAAUACCUCCUAUCUCCCAAACCAUUAACGACAGCUAGCAAAUCCUCAUCAUCAUCAUCAUCAUCUCUGAUAUUGCAUUUCCCAAUGUCUUCAUUGCCCCUUCAACCCUCCGAACGAUUCUCCGAUUUGUUCCUUACUCGUUCUAAAUGGAGACCCGAGGAGAUCCUUCCUUUCUUAAAAGGAUUGACAAGGGAUGGAGAUGUGAAAUCUAGAGAUAAGCUCGUACAGAAGUUUGUUAGGGUUGUCAAAGAGAAAGAUGGGAGUAUGUGGUGGUAUCCUAGGAGAAGUAGUUAG
Molecule: messenger RNA, 1239 nt
Organism: Kwoniella botswanensis
Lineage: Eukaryota; Fungi; Basidiomycota; Tremellomycetes; Tremellales; Cryptococcaceae
Exons: 4
Coding region: 1-1239 (412 amino acids)
Biological process (GO): maintenance of mitotic sister chromatid cohesion; mitotic sister chromatid cohesion
Cellular component (GO): chromatin; Ctf18 RFC-like complex; chromosome, centromeric region
Source: RefSeq, a predicted model, not a curated record